AUGGAGGUCUUUGGAGAGGAAUGUGUGGGCAUGACGCCACAACAACUUGCCGCUCCUGUCAAUACAGUGGAGGAAAAAUGGAAACUUCUGCCAGCCUUCCUAAAGGUGAAAGGCCUCGUAAAGCAACACAUCGACUCCUUCAAUUACUUCAUAAACGUGGAGAUUAAGAAGAUCAUGAAGGCGAAUGAGAAGAUCACGAGCGAUGCAGAUCCAAUGUGGUACCUGAAGUACCUGAAUAUCUAUGUGGGCAUGCCUGAUGUGGAGGAAAGCUUCAAUGUGACACGGCCGGUCUCUCCCCACGAGUGUCGGCUGCGGGAAAUGACAUACUCAGCCCCCAUCACUGUGGACAUCGAGUACACGCGAGGCAGCCAGAGAAUCAUCCGGAACGCCCUGCCCAUUGGAAGAAUGCCAAUCAUGCUGCGAAGUUCCAACUGCGUUCUGACAGGAAAGACACCUGUUGAGUUCUCAAAACUCAACGAAUGCCCCUUGGACCCAGGAGGAUAUUUUAUUGUAAAAGGUCAGGAGAAGGUCAUUCUGAUCCAGGAGCAGUUGUCCAAAAACCGCAUCAUUGUGGAGCAGGACAGGAAGGGUGCGGUUGGAGCAUCUGUGACCAGCUCCACUCAUGAGAAGAAAAGCAGGACCAAUAUGAUCGUCAAGCAGGGCCGCUUCUACCUGCGGCACAACACCCUGUCUGAGGACGCCCCCAUCGCCAUCAUCUUCAAGGCCAUGGGCGUGGAGAGCGACCAGGAGAUCGUGCAGAUGAUUGGCACGGAGGAGCACGUCAUGGCCGCCUUCGCCCCCAGCCUGGAGGAGUGCCAGAAGGCCCAGAUCUUCACCCAGACGCAGGCUCUGAAAUACAUCGGGAAUAAAGUCCGUCGACAGCGCAUGUGGGGCGGGCCGAAAAAAACCAAAAUGGAGGAAGCGAGAGAGCUGCUGGCCUCCACUGUCCUUACACACGUACCCGUGAAGGAGUUUAACUUCAGGGCUAAGUGCAUCUACCUGGCCGUCAUGGUGCGCCGAGUCAUUUUGGCUCAAGGGGACAACAAGGUGGAUGACAGGGAUUACUAUGGCAACAAGCGUCUGGAGCUGGCCGGACAGCUGCUGUCCCUCCUGUUUGAGGACCUGUUUAAGAAGUUUAACUCUGAGCUGAAGAAGAUCGCAGACCAGAUCAUCCCCAAACAGCGAGCCGCGCAGUUCGACGUGGUUAAACACAUGCGACAGGACCAGGUCACCAACGGCAUGGUCAACGCCAUCUCCACCGGUAACUGGUCUCUGAAGCGUUUUAAGAUGGACCGGCAGGGCGUGACGCAGGUGCUGUCCCGCCUGUCCUACAUCUCUGCUCUGGGCAUGAUGACCCGAAUCUCCUCUCAGUUUGAGAAGACCCGCAAAGUGAGCGGCCCGCGCUCGCUGCAGCCCUCCCAGUGGGGCAUGCUGUGCCCGUCCGACACCCCCGAAGGAGAGGCGUGCGGGCUGGUGAAGAACCUGGCCCUGAUGACUCACAUCACCACUGACAUGGAGGACGGGCCCAUCAUCAAACUGGCCUUUAACCUGGGCGUGGAGGACGUCAACCUGCUGUGUGGGGAGGAGCUGUCCUACCCCAGCGUCUUCCUGGUGUUCCUCAACGGUAAUAUCCUGGGGGUUAUCCGGGAUCAUCAGAAGCUGGUCCACACGUUCCGGCUGAUGAGGAGGGCGGGGUUCAUCAAUGAGUUCGUCUCCAUCUCCACCAACCUGACGGACCGCUGCGUCUACAUCAGCUCUGACGGGGGCCGGCUGUGCAGACCCUACAUCAUUGUGAAGAGAGGGCAGCCGGCAGUGAAGACCAGACACAUCGAGGAGCUCACCCAGGGCUACAGAAACUUUGAAGACUUUCUCCACGAAAGCCUGGUGGAGUAUCUGGAUGUCAACGAGGAGAACGACUGCCAAAUCGCUCUGUACGAACACAUGAUUACCAAGGACACCACCCACUUGGAGAUCGAACCCUUCACUCUGCUGGGGGUGUGUGCUGGCCUUAUCCCAUACCCCCACCACAACCAGUCCCCCAGAAACACAUACCAGUGCGCUAUGGGCAAGCAGGCUAUGGGUACGAUCGGGUAUAACCAGAGGAACCGCAUCGACACGCUGAUGUACCUGCUGGCGUACCCGCAGAAGCCUAUGGUGAAGACCAAGACCAUCGAGCUGAUCGACUUUGAGAAGCUUCCCGCAGGCCAGAACGCCACGGUGGCGGUCAUGAGCUACAGCGGCUAUGACAUCGAGGACGCGCUGGUGCUCAACAAGGCCUCGCUGGACAGAGGCUUCGGGCGGUGUCUGGUCUACAAGAACGCCAAGUGCACGCUGAGGCGCUACACCAACCAGACCUUCGACAAGGUGAUGGGCCCCAUGCUGGACGCGGCCACGCACAAGCCCAUCUGGAGGCACAGCAUCCUGGACGCCGACGGGAUCUGCUCCCCCGGGGAGAAGGUGGAGAAUAAGCAGGUGCUGGUGAAUAAGUCGAUGCCCACCGUCACCCAGACGCCACUGGAGGGCAGUACCCAGUCAGGACAGCCUCAGUACAGAGAUGUGCCCAUCACGUACAAAGGCUCGACAGACUCGUACGUUGAGAAGGUGAUGAUCUCCUCCAACGCUGAGGACGCCUUCCUGAUCAAGAUCCUGCUGCGGCAGACCAGGAGACCCGAGAUCGGGGACAAGUUCAGCAGCCGUCAUGGACAGAAAGGCGUGUGCGGGCUGAUCGUCCCGCAGGAGGACAUGCCCUUCUGCGAUUCGGGGAUCUGUCCUGACAUCAUCAUGAACCCCCACGGGUACCCCUCGCGCAUGACGGUGGGGAAGCUGAUCGAGCUGCUGGCGGGGAAGGCGGGGGUUCUGGACGGGCGCUUCCACUACGGGACGGCCUUCGGGGGGAGCAAGGUGAAGGACGUGUGUGAGGACCUGAUUCGCCACGGGUACAACUACCAGGGCAAGGACUACGUCACCUCCGGCAUCACCGGAGAGCCGCUGGAGGCCUACAUCUACUUCGGCCCGGUUUACUACCAGAAGCUCAAGCACAUGGUUCUGGACAAGAUGCACGCCAGGGCCCGGGGGCCUAGAGCUGUCCUCACCAGGCAGCCCACCGAGGGGCGCUCCAGAGACGGCGGGCUCCGUCUGGGGGAGAUGGAGAGGGACUGUCUGAUUGGCUACGGGGCCAGCAUGCUGCUGCUCGAGCGGCUCAUGAUCUCUAGCGACGCCUUCGAGGUGGACGUGUGCGGACAGUGUGGCCUGCUGGGAUACUCGGGGUGGUGUCAUUACUGUAAGUCCUCCUGUCACGUCUCUUCCCUGCGCAUCCCGUACGCCUGCAAGCUGCUCUUCCAGGAGCUGCAGUCCAUGAACAUCGUGCCCCGCCUCAAGCUGUCCCGCUACAAUGAGUGACAGGCCGGCCCCUCCCCCUCCACCCAGCCUGCAUAUUUCCCUUAUUGAGCUGAUAUGAUGGAUCUGGCUCUUUCUGGGCUGAUCUGAGUUUGGGUGUAGUGCCACACCCUGUCCUCUGGGGGCAGUCUAUGGGCUGGUACUGUUUCAGCAUCAACAUGACUGCUGACCUCAGAAGUGUUAAGCAGUGUGUGUGUGUCUGCAUACGUGUGUGUGUGUGUGUGUCUGUCUGUGUGUGUGUCUGUGUGUGUAUCUGCAUGAGUGUGUGUGUCUGUGUUUGUGUCUGUGU
This is a messenger RNA of Anguilla anguilla (European eel), 3685 nucleotides long. RefSeq names its product polymerase (RNA) III (DNA directed) polypeptide B (gene polr3b). The record is from RefSeq and is a predicted model, not a curated record. Lineage: Eukaryota; Metazoa; Chordata; Actinopteri; Anguilliformes; Anguillidae. The transcript has 28 exons. The coding region runs from base 1 to 3399 and encodes 1132 amino acids. Gene Ontology annotation, cellular component: RNA polymerase III complex. Gene Ontology annotation, molecular function: DNA-directed RNA polymerase activity; DNA binding; ribonucleoside binding. Gene Ontology annotation, biological process: DNA-templated transcription.